Harmonia axyridis is the source of this 4938-nucleotide messenger RNA. RefSeq lists its product as uncharacterized. Gene Ontology annotation, biological process: DNA integration. Gene Ontology annotation, molecular function: nucleic acid binding. The transcript is spliced from 2 exons. The coding region runs from base 1 to 4938 and encodes 1645 amino acids. The record is from RefSeq and is a predicted model, not a curated record. Lineage: Eukaryota; Metazoa; Arthropoda; Insecta; Coleoptera; Coccinellidae.
AUGAGUGCUAAUAAAUUGAAACAAAAUUAUGCUAUUCGACAAUUACAAAUUGACGAUGUUGAGGAAAUUCUUUCUUUAGCGACAGCAGCGGUCGAUGAUGCAAGUCGUCAUGUUAGAUUCCGACUUCGAUAUGAAGAGUUGGAGGAUAUUCAUGAGAAAUUUCAUAACACUCACAAUUCAAUUAUUUCAACCAUUUCAGUUUUAGAAAACCCUGAUUUAGUGUCAGAAAAACAGAUAAAGUCAGCAUUCAAUGAUACAUAUUUCACCAUAAAAACCAUUUAUAAUAAUUUAUUCCCCACAAUCAGUGGUGAUGUUUCGGUCAAAUCCUUGAAAGUUACACCUAAUGUCAAACUUCCGAAGAUUUCUUUGCCAUCAUUCAGCGGAAAUUAUAAAGAUUGGACAACCUUUCAUGACAUAUUCACUAGUCUGAUUCACAAUAAUGCUAAUUUGUCUGAUAUUGAAAAAUUCCAAUAUCUUCUAAGUUCCUUAAAAUCUCAAGCUUUGUCAUUGUUGAAAGGUUUUCCAUUAACAGCACAAAAUUACCAUAUUGCAUUCGACACCUUGACUAAACGUUAUCAAAAUAAACGUCUUUUGGCGAAUUCAUAUUGGCAAGAUAUCACGAACAUAUCAAAGUUGACAAAUGAGUCGGUUGAAGGUUUGAGGAACCUACUCGAUACAUUUUCUGAGAAUUUGUCAUCUUUGAAAAACUUAGGUUUGCCAGUUGAUCAAUGGGAUUUUGUACUUUUUCAUAUGAUUAUUCAGAAACUAGAUAACGCUACAAUUAAACGUUUUGAAUUACAAGAAUGCUCGUCAGAUAUUCCAUCGUUCCGAAAUUUACACAUUAUCCUUCUGAAUCAGUGCACCUCUUUGGAAUCUGCAGCUCUCUCUACCUCCAUUAAACCCAAAUACAGUCCACUUGCUCAAACUCAAACCAAACAGCAAAAACCUUCCUCGACGCAUGACAUUUCGAAAUGUGCUUCUAAAUCAAGUUGUCGCACUUGUUCUAGGAAACACCAUUCUCUGCUCCAUAUCGAUUCCGAUGAAAAUGAAAAACAAACCUCUCCCUCUUCUUCUGAUAUCAAUUCAUGUAACUCAGCUCAGAGUUCCACUACCACUGCGUCUUCCAACGUUCUUCUCGCUACAGCUCAGGUAGAAAUUCUCGAUGCCUGGGGGAAUUAUAAAACUGUCAGAGUUCUUUUAGAUAGUGGUUCCCAAACUAAUAUAAUUACUAAAAAGUGUGUUGCUUCACUAGGAUUAACAUUAUCUGAAUCAUUUCUAUGCAUAAAAGGCAUAGGAGAAAGAACAUCACCAUCAACUUCCACUGCCACUUGCACAAUCCGCCCCCGAGAAGGGAUUCACCCAAUCUUUACCUUCGAUGCUGUUGUCAUCCCAAAAAUAUGUUCAGACUUGCCAAACUUCACAACAAAAUUUUCAUUCCACGAUUCACUGAAUUUGGCGGAUCCAAAUUUCAAUAAACCUGGUAGUGUCGACAUGCUUCUGGGAGCUGAAAUAUUUCCCUCUUUACUUCUUGAUGGUCGUCAAGAAGGUGGAGUAGGAGAACCUUCAGCACUCGAAACUGUUUUCGGUUGGGUCUUGAUGGGUAGAACUCAUUCUUCUUUUAAGGUAGUAAAUUCAUUGCAUGUGACUCUAGAUUCAUCUCUGAACGCAACUUUGAAGGCAUUCUGGGAACUCGAAGAACUUCCAAUUUUGGCAUCAGAAUCACAUUCUACCGAUGAAAUUCUCUGUGAAGAGAUUUUCAAGAAAGAUAUCUCUCGAGAUUGUAAAACAGGUCGUUUUAGUGUAUCAUUACCCUUCAAACAAUCAAUUCCCGUUUCAUUCGGUGACACCUAUUCAUUGGCAUUGCGUCGUUUCUUGUUGCUGGAGAAACGACUCAAUAAAGAUUCCUCUCUGCGGAAACAAUAUAAUGAUUUCAUGAAAGAUUAUUUGGAAUCUGACCAUAUGACAUUAGUAGAUUCAAUGCCUUCUGAUGAAUUCUCCUAUUUUAUCCCACAUCAUUGCGUUCUCAAACCCGAUAGCACUUCCACCAAACUAAGGGUUGUUUUUGAUGCCUCAGCAAAGGUGGCUGGUCAUUCAUCUUUGAACGAUUGCCUUCUUACAGGCCAAAAGUUGCAAAAGGAUAUUGCCACCAUCCUUCUCCGAUUUCGUACACAUAAGUUUGUCUUCACGGCCGAUAUACGACAAAUGUAUCGGCAAAUUCUGAUUCAUACGAAUCAUCGUAAAUAUCAGCGCAUUCUCUGGAGAUUUUCACCCUCAGAAUCCAUAAAGUGUUAUGAGUUAAACACUGUCACGCAUGGGCUGUCUUCGGCUCCUUUUCUAGCGCUUCGAACCUUGCGUCAGUUGGCUAUAGAUGAAAAAGAUAGUUGUCCUUUAGCUUCUAGGAUCCUUGAUGAGGAUAUAUACAUUGAUGAUGUCGUGUCAGGUUCCGAUAAUGUUCAGAAUGCCAUUGAUCUCAGAAAUGAGCUCAUUUCUCUUUUGAACAAGGGGGGCUUCGAAUUGCGAAAAUGGGCCAGUAAUGAGCCAGAAAUCCUCGAAGGAAUUCCAAUAGAACAUCAGCUGAUGCAGUCAUUUUCAUUCACUGAUGAGGAAUUCAUGAAGAUUCUUGGACUUUGCUGGAAUCCGAAUAUCGAUACUUUUUCAUUUGUUACAUCUAAAAUAGAUUCCAUUUGCACGAAACGUAGCAUAUUAUCACAACUUGCUCGAAUUUACGACCCCUUGGGUUUCUUAACUCCUUUUACUUUUUUCAUGAAGCAUCUCAUACAAGUUCUUUGGACUCAAGGUUUACAGUGGGACCAGACCCCUACUUCUGACGUCGUAAACUGUUGGAAUCAAUGUAAGUUUGAACUUUCUCAUCUACAAAAUCUACGUAUUCCUCGUUGCAUUUUUCCAGAAUCAUAUACCAGAUGUGAAUUACAUGGAUUCGGUGAUAGUAGUGAAAAAGGUUAUGCAGCAGUCGUCUACUUUCGUUUCUUUUAUUCAUCAGGACAAAUUGAAACUUUUCUUAUUUGUGCAAAAUCCAAAGUUGCUCCCAUUAAGCGCAUAUCUCUUCCUCGUCUGGAGUUAUGUGCUGCUCUAUUAUUAGCGAAACUUAUUUCUUUCGUAGUCUCAACCUAUCCAUCAGGUAUAUUUUCUGACCUAUUCGCCUGGUCAGAUUCAACCGUUGCUCUAUCUUGGAUAAAAUCGUCCCCUCAUAAGUGGAAAUCUUUUGUGAGCAAUCGAACCACAAAAAUUCAAAAUCUUGUUCCCCCUGAAAACUGGUUUCAUGUUAAAUCAGAGGAUAACCCUGCUGACUUUGGCUCUCGCGGUUUAACUCCGCUAAAAUUGAUAAAUUGCAGUAAGUGGUGGUCGGGACCAGCUUGGUUGAGAUCGAACCAAAUUCUGAGCACUUCAUUUGUUGAUUCGGAAGAUUCUCCUCUCUGUUCGGAAGAAGAACGGAAAAUUGUCCUGAUAACAUUAGUUCAGGCAUCCUUGACUGAUGACCUAAUAACAAAAUUCUCAUCUCUCCCGAAAAUUCAACGGAUUUUAGCAUAUGUCUUAAGGUUCUGCUUCAAUACUCGAAAUUCUUCAUCGCCUUGCCAAGGCAAGUUGACUUUUCCGGAGCUAACACAGGCCUUACUUUUUCUGGUGAAACAAGUUCAAGCAGAUAUAUUUGCCGUGGAAAUCGAUCAGCUUCGAAAAGGUAAACUUUUAUCUAAGCCCCUCAGAAAACUGAAUCCUUUUCUGGACUCAGAUGAUGUUCUCAGGUUGGGCGGUAGAAUUUCUCUUUCAGGGCUCUCUUUUGAGAGCAAACACCCUGCCUUACUUCCUUGCCAACAUCCUCUGACGGACCUCAUAAUUCGUCAUUUCCACCUUAAACACCUACAUCCAGGUCACCAAGCAUUGCAAUAUCUUAUUUGUCAGCAAUUUUGGAUACUUUCAUCUAGGCGAGCUAUACAUCGCGUGCUCUCCAAAUGUAACACUUGUUUCCGUUCGAAUCCUAAGCCAGUUCAGCCGUUUAUGGGAAACUUGCCUUCUAGCCGUUUACACCAGGUAAAGCCAUUUCAAUGUGUUGGUGUUGAUUUCGGUGGUCCUUUCCUCAUCACUAUGACAAGGUCAAGAGGUACUAAAUACACAAAAGCAUACGUUUGCCUUUUCAUUUGUUUCGCGGUUAAGGCAAUACACUUAGAGUUGGUUUCUGACCUUUCUUUAGAAGCGUUCUUAGCAGCAUUACGACGCUUUAUAGCACGUAGAGGUCGGUGUAAUCGAAUAUUUAGUGACGGUGGUACCAAUUUCCGUGGUGCCUACACUCUUUUACGUACUUUGUUCCGCAAUGCUACCGAGGCUGAAAAUAUUGAUUGCAGUUUCAAUCCUCCAUCUGCACCUCACUUCGGCGGUCUCUGGGAAGCUGGUAUAAAAUCAGUGAAAACACAUUUAAUGAGAGUGAUAGGUGAGCAGAAAUUGACUUAUGAAGAACUGUAUACGGUUCUGACACAAAUUGAAGCGGUUCUAAAUUCACGACCCCUCUGCCCAUUGAGCAGUGAUCCAAAUGACCUAUCCGCCUUGACACCGGGUCAUUUUUUGACUUUUGCACCCUUGACUGCGCUACCAGAUGAUGAUUUGUCCCAUUUACAAAUCAAUAGGUUGUCUCGAUGGCAAUUGCUCUCGCGGCUUCAUGCUGAUUUUUGGAAACGUUGGCACACCGAAUAUCUACAUACGUUACAACAACGUCAAAAGUGGGAUAAACAUUCAGAUUCCACCCUAAAACCAGGAAUGCUUGUCCUCAUCAAUGAUGGACCUAUUUCUCCUUUGCGCUGGCGAUUGGCAAGAAUCGAGAAAUUACAUCUGGGUUCAGAUGGAAUAGCUCGUGUAGCUACCAUUCGCACAAGCCAAAGUGUGAUGCAACGACCUAUUGUAAAGUUGUGUCCAUUGCCACAGCAAUAG